UUGCCAAACAAUGAGCAGGAAAAAGCCACGUUGACGACGAAGUGGACAGAAGCUCUACAUUUCGUUUGCUCGGAAAAACAGGAGAAAAUUCCCUAAAAAUAUAUGCUCGUUGUUUGUCAUUUUGGUAUCUCGUCAGUAUAGAGAUGUCGUCGCCUCCAAAGGAGAAACCCGAUUUGAAAGCUGGACAUCUUCCUGCGGUCAAAGUGGGAGGCAUGAGGGUAGUGCAGAAGCACCAGCCGGCAGCAGCCGGAGAGCCAGCCCCACCACCAGAGAAGAAGGAGGAGGAGGACGGGGAGGAGUUCGUCAGCAGCAGUCCACCAAAGCCAACGGUUGUCGUCUCAGGAGUAGUUACCAAGGGCGAUAAGGACUUCACCCCGGCGGCAGCGCAGGUGGCCCACCAGAAGCCCGUUCCCGCGGUGCAGAAGAUGCCCCCCGCCCAGCACAACCAGCACAUCCACCAGCCCCGCAAGUGAGCCGGUGCCGGGCCAGGCCCGUGCCUACAGUACAGAGGCACAACAAGGGUCACGACACGGGGGACGGGACCAUGCCAAAGCCCAACCAAAUAGACCACCUUAACCACCAACCACCACCACCAAACUCAAGCAAAAGACGCCGCCACCAACCGCUCACCAUUAUAUCCAUGUUACUCAGCCAACCUGCCAGCCAACCAGUCUAGUCUCACUAUUCCAGCCUAGUGCCUAACUAACCAACCCAGACACACUAGCUAUUGAACAAUAACAACAACCUAAUCAGAUACCAAAACAAUACCAAUGACUUGGCAGUAUGAGUAAACAUCGUUUAGCCAAGCAACUGUAGUACUACACAAGCCAUUAAAGGAGAACUUCGGUGUGAAUCAGUCCAUGGUCCUGUUACAAUCAUACAUAUCGCCAAGGUUAUAGGGUGCUGUAGGGGGAAACAUUACCACAUUUAAAAAAAAACUUGGACAGAAUAAAGAAUUGGUAUCCAAUACUGCCUUGGGGUACGGGGCAUGGGGAAAUGAAUGAGACUGGCUGCAUGUCUGAUUUAGUUGGUGUUGCUACCAGUUUAUCAUAUGUGGAAAUCUAUUCGCAUUCUAUUUCCUACCAACAGCACUUGGUUCCCUUGAUCAACAGGGCUAUGGAUUGGUUCACCGCAAUCUUUGUCUGUUAACCAUUCAAGCCAAAAACGGUCCGACACUCUCAACCAAAUGGCAUAUGGAACAAAGCACUUGCCUAAUGCCCAAUCAACGUGCCCACACAGCAGACCAAUUAUCAAACCAACAUAUCGGUUUCUUUCCACUCCCACCCAGCUAGACGAAAUCAUGGUAAUAUCAAUAUCCAUCGAUCAAUAGAUCAGUUCAUCUCAAUUAAUAAGCCGAUCAGCCUUCUCACCUGCAUGCCUACUACAUACCCAAGCCAACCAGUGUAUGUGACCAACCCCCGCCCACCACAAACCAACCAAUCAGGUGCUCAGGUUAGUCAGGGACCACUGCACUAAACCAAUCAUUCCUUACGAUCACACUCGUGCCCGGUGCAAAAGACCCCGCCCCCACACUUUAGCCUUCAACCAAUCACCCCUGCCUUCCUGCAGACAAUGAUGAUGAUCUUAAAUGAUGAGAACACUAACAUCGGUUCAGGGCUGCAUAUCACAGUAAUUUUUGUCCUUAGAUUGAAAAUAUUCUUGUAAUGUUAAAGGAGAUGUAUUUAAUGAGAAGAUGACGCUUUAUUUUGUUUUUUUCUUUGUCCUGUUUGACACAAAAUUAUUUUCUGGAAUUGUGUGAAAUUGUAUAAAUCCAUAAGUGAUGACAUGUGGAAGGAUUGUGAUGUUAGAGGAGUUGAGUUUUUGCUCUCUAGGUGUGGCUGCUGGAAUAAAAGUUUAUCGUUGAAUGAAACCCAUACGCCUGCCAUGUUGUUUACCCGUAUAUCUCUGUAUGCUCACACCAGAAGUAGCUAAAAGUAACUGGAAAAACACAGCUGCUAAAUAAUUCUGGUCGCUUUUUUUUUAGCUCAAGUCGUUCAUGACGCGAGGGGCUCAAACAUUUCAUUUUGCUUACCCAUUUGAAGAACGACUGCAUUCCCCUUGGUUAAGUGUUUCACAGCUGACGCUUUUAUUCAAAGCGACUUACAGAUAUUAUUUUUCAAGGUGUUGGUCACAGUCCUUAGACCUUGGUUUGGAGCCUUGCUCAAAAAAAGCCUGACUUUCUAACCAUAUCCAAGCAUCAUAACUCAUUUGCAUGAAGUUCAACCGUUGUUAACUUUUUUGUCGUUGCUCUAGUCACUGUUGCUUUUGUAGCUGUUGUCGCUCCUUUUCAUUCAAUCUCAGUUGCUUCUGGUGUGAUCACAGUAAUUUUCACUAUCUAGUUUGCUGUCUUCACAACUCUCAUGCGUGCUUGGUUCCCUCUGGAGACUGAAUGCAGAUGGUCGAUUUUUUUCAAGAUGAUGGAUAUUAUUGGAUUAAAUAAUAUAUGAAUAAAAAAUAUAUAAAUGUGUUUAAACACCACA
This is a messenger RNA of Engraulis encrasicolus (European anchovy), 2480 nucleotides long. It is a transcript of the gene dap, whose product is annotated as death-associated protein. The record is from RefSeq and is a predicted model, not a curated record. The transcript is spliced from 4 exons. Gene Ontology annotation, biological process: apoptotic signaling pathway; negative regulation of autophagy; cellular response to amino acid starvation. Gene Ontology annotation, molecular function: death domain binding. NCBI's taxonomy places the organism in Eukaryota, Metazoa, Chordata, Actinopteri, Clupeiformes, Engraulidae. The coding region runs from base 144 to 473 and encodes 109 amino acids.